GUAUCAAACCGCCCCAACCACAGGCUACAAAGAUACCACCGCGAUCAAUUUUGGCUUCACUUUCACCUCAUCUCCAUCAUUGUCUUCAGAGCAAUCAUCAAAAAUGUCGUCAGCAACUGACACCCUUGUACCCGUCCAAAACCAAACCUUCUCCGAUUCUCCUCGAGGAGGCCGCAGGGGGCGAGGCAGAGGAAACAGAGGGGGUAGGGGUGGUCGUAGCAAUGAGGAUAGGGUCAGCAACACGCCGGACGGUGAAUCUCGCAGGUUUAGAAGGGGAGGAAGGAAUGGAAGAAUUGGACGUCAGCCUCAGCGAGACUUAGGUCAAUCAGUUGACAGACAAGCUCAAGCGGAUCUUAUCCGAACCUCAAUGACGGCUAGAGGGGAGGUUAGGCCAGAUGCAGAUGAUGCUGCUUCAGACCCUGAUUCCUCUAUUUGCUUCAUCUGUGCGGACCCGGUGAAGUAUUCUUCCAUUGCACCCUGUAACCAUGUUACCUGCCACAUAUGUGCACUUCGGAUGAGGGCUUUGUACAAGAACAAAGCGUGCGCUCAUUGUAGAGUAAGCGUUCAACUUUCGCAUCCUGCUAGAUUGGUCUUAGUCUAAUGUCUCUGUAGACUGAAUCGGAAUGGGUCAUCUUCUCCAACACAGAGAGCAAAAAGUUCCAGGAAUUCAAUGAUGAGGAAAUCGUCGAUAGGAAUGAUGCUCUAGGAGUUAAAUUCGAGAAUCAGACUAUCCUAGAUGAGACAACAUUGCUAUUGCGCUAUAAUUGCCCCGAUUCCAGCUGUGAUCACGCCUGUCGAGGAUGGGUAGACCUCCACCGUCACGUUAGGGCAGCGCAUAAACGUGUUUUAUGGUACCCCGAACCCUCCACUCGUCUUAUACGUGCACUAACAAACCGCAGUGGCCUUUGCUCCCAGAACAAGAAAGUCUUUACGCACGAACAUACACUUUUCACCACACAAGAGCUCCACAAGCACGAACAUGUAGGAGACGACCAGCCCGGCAGUGAGAACCAAAGCGGCUUCAAAGGCCAUCCGGAAUGUGACUUUUGUCGUCAGCGUUUCUACUCUUCAGACGAACUCUAUAUACAUUGCAGAGAGAGCCACGAACGCUGCUUUCUCUGCGAUCGCACAAAUCUCGGUACCCAGCAGCAAUACUACGUCAAUUACGAUUCGUUAGUAGCCCAUUUCACAGAAGACCAUUUUAUGUGCGGGGAGCAGGAGUGUCUAGAUAAAAAGUUCGUCGUCUUCGAUAGCGAGAUGGACUUAAAGGCUCACCAACUCGAAGUCCACCCUAGCCUAUUCUCAAAAGGCGCACUACGGGAUGCAAGGAGAAUAGAUAUGAGAACACUAGAAGACAGGUCAUACCACAGCCAAAACCGCCGGGGCGGCGGCCAUGGUCGCGGUAGGAUGGAAAUCGAGGAGCCAAUCCGGACGGAGCAGCAAAUGAACCGAGCGGAAUUAGCAUACCAUAGGACCCUUGCGGUCCAGAGCGCCCAAUCUACCACUCCGAGAAUGUUCGGUGGCCAAUUGACCGAACCACCCCCCGUGAUUAGGCCUUCUGCGCAAGAAACUGCAAGAGCUGCGACGCAACCACCCCUGAGCAUCACUCGAGCUUCCACCCAGGUUGAUGGAACGAGUGUGCCCACACCUAGACCACCGCCUCGGCCAGCUGACACCUCCACUCCGGAAACCGCCUUCCCACCAUUGGCGGUUCUUGGGACGCAGGCGGAACCCUCCCCCGGCAUGCGCGGGCCGGUAAUUGACCAUAAUCGGAGAGCGUGAGCUAACCCCUUCCUUUAUCUCCUAGAAUUCAUAAUUAAUGAAAUACAUUCAGUCACCAUGCCGCUGUAAUAGAGCGUGCGGCCAUCCUGCUCCGUCACAAGCAGUCUAAGCUGGACUCCUUCAAGGGACUUGUGAGCUCCUACCACCAGGGCAAAAUCUCUGCAGGAGAACUCGUCGAAUUGGUAUCUACCCAUCCCCGAUCCCCGCUCGUAUCAGUCACUGACAAAAAUAGUUCUGGUCUCUCUUUGACGUCAAAGCCCCGGACCUAGGAAAGCUGAUCAAAGAGCUAGCGGACCUCUACGAAGACGAAGCAAGGAGGCAAGGCCUACUAAAUGCAUGGAAUAACUGGAAGGCAGCUGUAUUAACCCCUGUUACCCCUUCAUCCCUCCUCCUUGAAGCUGACGUCAAUAGAAUGGAGACUACCCCCCCUUCUCCGGCGCCUCCCCCUCCGGCGCCUCUUCCUCCACGCCGACCCAAGCCUCCUCCUCCCGCGUCUUGAAGCUAAAGUCAUCAACCUCCCAUUCAGCCCGUAGUACCACAGCUCGCCAAGGCGCCUGGGGCUCCGCGGCUGCAACUCCUCCCCCUCCCCCUCCAUUACAAUUUCAACCCACCUCCCACGCCCCACCCCUCCCGAGGAACCGCUCUAGCCCCGGUGCGCACGCGCCAACAUCGUGGGUCGCUCCUUCCGGUUCCUCCUCCUCCGCUCUCCCGAGCAACAUAUCCGUGACUAGAAGAGAGGACUUCCCCUCGUUGCCAAUCAAACCCCCACCACCACCUGGUUGGGGACCUAUCAGGAGGCGGGAACGUGGUGCCCUAGCGCCCACGGGUGAUCCUUGGGGGAGGAGUGCUGGGUCUGGAAGUGGAGUUGCAUCUGCAGAGGUUAGUGAUGUGGAGGGGUAUGGCGGGGAUGCUGGGAAUGGAAGUGGGGGUGGGAAGAAGAAGAAGGGGAAGCAGAAGGAGGUCCUUUUUCGGGUUGGUUUGUGA
Messenger RNA from Tuber aestivum (summer truffle), 2766 nucleotides. The record is from the annotation of a GenBank genome assembly. NCBI's taxonomy places the organism in Eukaryota, Fungi, Ascomycota, Pezizomycetes, Pezizales, Tuberaceae.